CCGAGGGAAUUCGAUGAGAGAAGAUCCUCAAAGGAUUUGUACUACGUGCUCAUCUCUAGUUCACUUUUAUAUUUCGAUUUCCAGCGAUUUUCCAAGGACGAGAGUGUAUUUGGACGUCCUGCUUCCAGGGGGUGGCGACGCAUGAUGAGCGGACCGAGUUUUGAGAAGAAGAUAUCGAACAUUUUAACCGAUCUUCCAGGCUCUAUGAGCUGCCAUCCGGCAUCUAAAGACUCUCCAACUCUGCCAGAGAGCUCUGCUACAGACAUGGGUUACUACAGUGGACAGACGCCGCACGGCCCAAACGAAUACUACCAGAGCCAGUCGUAUUCACAGCCUAUGAAUCCGUAUUCGUAUCAUCAGUUCAAUUUAAACGGGAUGGGGGGUGCAGGGGCUUAUGCCACCAAAUCCGAAUACCCCUACUCCAACUCCUAUAGACAAUAUGGGCAUUACAACAGGGAUCUGCAGACGCCUCCUCAGGACAUAGUUAAAGAAGAACCAGAGACUGAAGUACGUAUGGUGAAUGGGAAGCCGAAAAAAAUUCGGAAGCCGCGCACCAUAUACUCCAGCUAUCAGCUUGCGGCUUUGCAGCGGCGGUUUCAGAAGGCGCAGUACCUCGCAUUGCCUGAGAGAGCCGAGCUCGCUGCUCAGCUUGGCUUGACGCAGACACAGGUAAAAAUUUGGUUUCAGAACCGGCGAUCCAAAUUCAAGAAGCUGUACAAGAACGGAGAAGUGCCGCUCGAUCAUAGCCCCAACGCCAGCGACUCUAUGGCCUGCAACUCCCCCCCAUCUCCGGCUGUCUGGGAAAAUAAUUCUCACACCAACCCCGCCAAUAGGGGGCAGCUCCCGCAGCCAGCCCUCAGCUCUUCGCCGUCAUAUAUGGAAGAUUACAGCAAUCACUGGUACCAACAGGGAUCGCAUUUACAGCAUACGGGCUCCGUACAUCACACCCCACCGCCGCAGAGUGUUGGGGCUGUAUAUUAAUAGACUGGUCUAUAAUUUAUAAAAGAAAAAGACUUUUAAAUGCAAAGGAUUUUUUCCAUUUUAAUUUUUUUACAUUGUCGAUUAAAAAAAUAAGCUGACCACCACGGAAGUACAAUUAGUGCAACUGCAUUUUUGUUGGCGCUUUGGAGUUGAACGCUUGAAAACAAGAUUAAAAAGUCAGGGAGACCAGUUACUGUAUCACGUGAACGCUCUAAGCAGUCGAUCCGUUUAAAUUCACAUGCACAAACUUGUUGCAUCACUUCACUUUCUCACAAUAUUUAAACAAAGUACAGAGUGCUUUUAAGUUAUUAAUAAUAUUUAGUUUUGAGGUUCU
This is a messenger RNA of Megalops cyprinoides (Indo-Pacific tarpon), 1315 nucleotides long. Its product is annotated as homeobox protein Dlx3b-like. Lineage: Eukaryota; Metazoa; Chordata; Actinopteri; Elopiformes; Megalopidae. The coding region runs from base 142 to 981 and encodes 279 amino acids. The transcript has 3 exons. Gene Ontology annotation, molecular function: DNA-binding transcription factor activity, RNA polymerase II-specific; RNA polymerase II cis-regulatory region sequence-specific DNA binding. The record is from RefSeq and is a predicted model, not a curated record. Gene Ontology annotation, biological process: embryo development; epithelial cell differentiation; regulation of transcription by RNA polymerase II.